Molecule: messenger RNA, 2412 nt
Organism: Oreochromis niloticus (Nile tilapia)
Lineage: Eukaryota; Metazoa; Chordata; Actinopteri; Cichliformes; Cichlidae
Gene: metap1d
Product: methionyl aminopeptidase type 1D (mitochondrial)
Exons: 11
Coding region: 67-1086 (339 amino acids)
Biological process (GO): proteolysis
Molecular function (GO): metalloaminopeptidase activity
Source: RefSeq, a predicted model, not a curated record
CUGCGUGCAGUAAAAUCAUCCGAGCACCACGUGACUCUUUAACCACGUGACCUCUGCAAGGAAAGCAUGGCGGCGCGCUGUUCAGCAGGACUUGCAAUAUCGCCAGGACUGGCCAGUUUUCUGCGCAGAGCUUGUCUGGGCAGCUGUAGUCCCCCCCCAGGCUCGCUGUGUCAGCAGCAUCGACGUUUCUUCUGGAGGAAGUGGAAAAGUUCUCACAAUGUAGUUCGUCCAGCUACUGUCAGGCCCGCCUAUGCAGUACCCAAGCAUAUUGUGCAGCCUGACUAUGUGCAGACUGGACUUGUCCCAGAAUGGCCAGACUACAUAGAAAUCAAAGACAAAGAGCAGAUCGAAGGCCUGACUAGGGCAUGUCAGCUGGCCAGACAUGUGCUGCUCCUAGCUGGGCGCAGUCUGAAAGUUGGUAUGACAACAGAAGAAAUAGACUUUAUCGUGCACAAAGAGACAAUCAAGCACAAUGCCUACCCGUCCCCUCUCAGAUACGGGGGUUUCCCCAAAUCAGUCUGUACAUCUGUGAACAACGUGGUCUGUCAUGGCAUACCUGACAGUCGGCCACUUGAAGAUGGAGAUAUCAUCAACAUUGAUGUAACUGUGUAUUUGGAUGGUUACCAUGGUGACACCUCAGAAACCUUCUUGAUUGGUCAGGUUGACGAGGUUGGGAGGCGACUGGUGGAAACCGCCAGGCGUUGCAGAGAUGAAGCCAUCGAUGCCUGCAAACCAGGUGCACAGCUUUGUGUUAUUGGAAAUACUAUCAGUGAAAUAGCCCAUGCCAGUGGCUUCCAAGUGUGUCCGUAUUUUAUUGGGCAUGGAAUAGGCUCCCAUUUUCAUUGCCAUCCUGAGAUUUGGCACCACGCUAACGACAAUCACAUGACCAUGGAUGAAGGGAUGGCUUUCACGAUAGAGCCUAUACUGAUGGAGGGGUCUGCAGAGUUCAGAAUCUUGAAGGACAAGUGGACUGCAGUUUCUGUAGAUGAUAAAAGGUCGGCUCAGUUUGAGCACACAGUGGUUAUCACAGCGGACGGUGUGGAUAUUCUCACCAAACUGCCAGAAGAGACCAGUGCAUCAACCUGAUGAGCCCUAGAGUGCCUCAGCUGAAAAUCUACACUACCUUUUGGGAUGACAAGUGGAAGAAAUAACAGAACAUAUUUUAAUCUACACAGUUUCUAUCUGUAAAGUGAAAAAAAGGGCUCUAGUAAAUAUAAAGAACUAUCGAUAUUUAAGUUGGCGUUGGAGUAGAUCUUAUUAAAGCUCGGUUUUGUGUAUGAGUGAGGAUUUUUAAGGUAUUUAAUUUAAACCUCGUUGGUUUGCUGGAUCACAUCAUUGAUCUAUUUUUCUUUUUAACAUGGUUAAAUUUGAGCAUGAUGCAGUCCUCAUUACAACAAUACCCGUAUCUAUUCUCUCGAAGACUUUCCACAGAUUUAAUGAUGUCAAAAACCCCACAUUUCAGCUUCUUUGUAUAUUUUCUGUAAAAGAUCUCUCAUUGUCCUUGAAAUGCAGUUUCAAAGCCUUUUAUUGUGAUUAGGUGUCAAAAUUCCUUUUAAUUCUGUAUUAGAGUCAUUUACGAUAAUUUAGCGAGACUUUUGAAACACAUGCAUGAGAUACAUCAGAUAAGGUUUAGUGUGCUUGUUGAUGACUGACGUUCUGUGGAGGAUGGCCAGCAGAUGGCAGCACACACCAUCAGACAUUGUAUUAUCAGCAGGUUUCUCAUGUGCCAGACUGAUUACUUAAAAUAAAUAAUAACAAUAAUAAUAAUGAUAAUUUGCUUCUGGCCCCAGGUUCACAAUUGUAACUUGUUAAACAUAAAAGAAUCAGUCUUAAUUCAGAUUAAUCUAUUUACAGGGCCAGAAGUUUACUUCACUUGACACACACAAAUAUUUUUGUUAUAUGGUCAUAAACUCUUAACAUCUUUGUUCACUAAAUAUAACAGAUUCACUCACUGCACACUUCACCAACUUAUGCGGUGAGUGGGAGAAUUUGCACAAACAAGAGGUUAAAAAAUUGUGCUUGAGGCUUUAAAUUCCAGGCAUAGCAAAAUCCUUUUGUUUCACAUUUCAGAUUCCUCAUCACUGUCUGUAUCUUCUGUCUCCUUAGGUCGAUUUAGCAGAGAAGAAUAAAGCAGCAUUACAGAGCUGUCUUCUCACAUGUUUGAGUGUUUGUACAUUAUGCGUUGUUGAAAAUGUAAAACCUCAUAAUGCUGCUGUAAUUGAGGUGGUGUGUUGAACUGAUGAUGCUUCAGGGAGGAAAAAAAGGGAAGAGCUACUGGAUUUAAACCUGCCAGAGGGUGUUUUCACUUCCUGCCAGCGUAUGAUGUGUAUCUGUGUGCCCAUACCGGUGCCACCUGUGGGCGAGGCAGGAAGGAUUAAUCAAAUAAAGGUGUAGUCUGCACAUGUCCAACCA